UCUGUCCAGUGUUAGUCCGUGCAUUAUGCUGACUGUGGGCUCUAGCUCCUCUGGACCCUAAUCUGCAGAAAAUGGGUGAGUGUAAGGAAUUUUUUUAGCUUGCAAAACUGUACUGAUGCAGACAGAUGUGAACUGGCUGUCUUAUUUGCAAUCAGGUUUUUCUUUUCAUGUUUACAGGACCCAUCUGUUUAAUACUCAAUUAACUUUAUAAUUUACAAAAGCAUUCAGCUACAUAUACAGUCAAAUUUCCGGAUAUUAUUAAUCAUACCAGCACUAUGGACAACAGAGACGUAGAAUGAGAGACAUUUAUGCUUCUAUUUGUGAUAUGACUCAUCAUUCUAUUUCUUGUACGUAACUUGAGCUCUGUAGAUGUGGGGGUAAAGGAAACAGGAACUAAAUUAAAAAAUAAGCAGAUUCUUAAGCAUGCAGUCAUCCUUUUAUCCAUUUCUCUUUUUGAUUAUGUUCACCAGAGGAAGGAAGUUAAAGGACGAUAACUGAGGAGCUGUGUUGUCUGUGUGUGCCCAUUACUCAGAGGCUGCUGGAAAAGGGAACACAAAAAAAUCAGUCAGGUGAAAUCUUUCUAAGGACACCCUGAAGCCACACACACACCUCUUCUGUGUAUGAUUUAGAAAAAUGGAACUGUCAAGUAGCUCUGCAUUGACAGAUUGACAAUGCAGGCAAAAACUAGAAAAAUGUAAAUUCAGGAAGGAUUUUAGGCAAUAGAAGGAGUUAAGCUGCCACUAAGACAUGUUUGUAAUUAAAGCUUGUAGUAACAUGCACCCUCUCCACAAAAACAUAAUCUAAAAAUACAGAGUCUGCUGGUUGAACAGCACAGAACUGUAAAUCAUAAGUGUGAAACUUCAGUCCUCGCUUUGUGAUGCUAAUGAAGCCAAGUAAACUGCCACUGACUAUAGUUUUGAAAAAAAGAAAAGAAAAAAUAGGUAUUUGGAUUCGAAAACUUCUUUGGAUAAAAAUGCAAAUUUAAAUGUAGAAACUUGCUUUUAGUAUGUGUGUAAGGAAUUUGCUGAUUUUAGCACUUCUUUGUGCUUUAAUAUGCAGAACCAUUAUAUUACGAAACAGGGUCAGGAGACAUGACAGCACAAAUCUGAGUGUAGCUCCUUUGUUAUAUCCUAGAGGUGUGUGGGCAAAGUGGGUGUAACCAUAAAGCGUGACGUAACCUAGCUGAAACAAUCUCCUCGAGCACUGCAGCAUGUGUAUCAAGACACACGGAAAUAAGACUGGCCUUAAAAAAAAAGCAAGCAAAAAAAUACAGUAAAACAGUCGUGGUUGUUGACCUUCAGACCUGCUGGCCAUGGGUAUGUUUACUCUCACUGAAGUAGCUUCACUCAAUGAUGUGCAACCAACAUAUCGUAUUUUAAAACCAUGGUGGGAUGUUUUUAUGGACUAUUUGGCUAUUGUCAUGCUAAUGGUGGCAAUAUUUGCAGGCACCAUGCAAUUGACCAGAGAUCAAGUUGUCUGCCUUCCUGUUUUACAAUCUGGGGAGGAAUCAAAAACACAAAAUCUUUACUCAGCACCUUCAUCUCUGGCAACGUCUGACCAUCCAGACCAUAAGAGCCAAUAUACAGAAGUAACAUUACGAACUGGAUCUCUUGCUGCCAGUGAAAUUUCUGACAGUGAACCUCCUAAAUUUCAGUUCAGUAGGUCUUCUAACCCUGCAGUAAAAAAGUUAGCUGAUCAGCCAGAGCCAUUAGGACUUAAAACCAAUUUAGACUUUCAACAGUAUGUUUUUGUUAAUCAAAUGUGCUACCAUGUAGCACUGCCAUGGUACUCUAAAUAUUUCCCAUACUUGGCUCUUAUUCAUACUAUUAUACUCAUGGUAAGUAGCAAUUUUUGGUUUAAAUAUCCAAAGACUAGUUCAAAAAUUGAGCACUUUGUUUCAAUUCUGGGAAAGUGUUUUGAAUCUCCUUGGACUACAAAAGCAUUGUCUGAAACAGCUUGUGAAGAUUCAGAAGAGAAUAAACAAAGACUAACGGGUGCGGCAUCUCUGCCAAUGCAUGUGUCAACCAGUAGCGAUGAAGGGAGUCCAAGUACAACGACUCCUAUACUAGCAAAAACAGGAGUAAAAUUUUCUGCAGAAAGACCCGUCAUUGAAGUCCCUAGCAUGACAAUAUUGGACAAAAAGGAUGGUGAACAGGCAAAAGCCCUUUUUGAAAAGGUGAGGAAAUUUCGCACUCAUGUUGAGGACAGUGAUUUAAUAUACAAACUCUAUGUAGUUCAGACGGUGAUAAAAACAGUUAAAUUUAUUUUGAUAUUGUGCUACACUUUUAUUGUGGCUGCAAUCCACUUUGACCAUACCUGUAAGCCCAAUGUGGAGCAUCUAACUGGAUAUGCCACUUUUGUGUGCACUCACAAUAUGGCAUUCAUGUUGAAAAAGCUGCUUAUAAGCUACAUUGCACUUAUUUGUGUGUAUGGUGUUGUAUGCCUUUAUACACUUUUUUGGUUGUUCAGACGACCUUUAAAGGAAUAUUCUUUUGAAAAAGUAAGAGAAGAAAGCAGCUUCAGUGAUAUCCCAGAUGUAAAGAAUGACUUUGCUUUCCUUUUGCAUAUGGUGGACCAAUAUGAUCAAUUAUAUUCCAAACGUUUUGGUGUGUUUCUGUCUGAAGUAAGUGAAAACAAGCUUCGAGAAAUUAGCUUGAACCAUGAGUGGACUUAUGAGAAGCUAAAACAGCAUGUUACAAGAAAUGCACAAGAUAAGCUCGAACUCCAUUUAUUCAUGCUCUCCGGUGUUCCCAAUGCUGUGUUUGAUCACACAGACCUGGAUAUAUUAAAGCUUGAACUAAUUCCUGAGGCCAGGCUUCCUGCCAAAAUAUCUCAAAUGAUUAAUCUUCAGGAACUGCACCUUUACCACUGUCCUGCCAAAGUGGAACAGACAGCUUUCAGCUUUCUUCGUGAUCACCUACAGUGCCUUCAUGUUAAGUUUACAGAUGUUGCUGAAAUUCCAACAUGGGUUUAUUUGUUGAAAAAUUUAAGAGAUUUGUACUUAGUAGGUAAUCUAAAUUCUGAGAACAAUAAAAUGAUUGCUUUGGAAUCUUUGAGAGAUCUGAGAAACCUAAAAGCCCUGCAUCUUAAAAGCAACCUUACAAAGAUUCCAACGAACAUUACAGAUUUGGCUCCACAUUUAACCAAACUAGUUGUUCACAAUGAUGGAAGCAAACUUGUAGUGCUUAACAGCCUGAAGAAGAUGAUGAAUCUAGCGGAAUUAGAGUUGCACAACUGUGAGCUUGAGAGAAUUCCUCAUGCUAUUUUUAGCUUGACCAAUUUACAGGAGCUGGACCUGAAAUCAAAUAACAUCCGCACGAUUGAAGAAGUCAUCAGUUUUCAGCAUCUGAAGAGACUGACCUGCCUUAAAUUAUGGCAUAACAAAAUCAUUAGUAUUCCUUUAUCAAUAAUUCAUGUCAAAAACCUUGAAUGGCUUUAUCUGUCUAAUAACAAGCUAGAAUCUUUGCCAGUAUCACUGUUUAACCUGCCAAAACUCAGAUAUUUGGAUCUAAGUUACAAUUCCAUUGUAGUUAUCCCAACAGAAAUUGGCUUUUUGCAAAACCUGCAGUAUUUUGCAAUUACUGGGAAUAAAGUGGAAGUUUUACCUAAGCAACUCUUUAAGUGUGCAAAACUAAGGACUUUAUGUCUAGGUCAGAACUGUAUCUCUUCAGUCCCAGAAAAAAUAGGUCUCUUACAACAACUUGCACACUUGGAAUUAAAAGGAAACUGCCUAGACCGGCUUCCACUGCAGCUAAGCCAGUGUCGUUUGCUUAAAAGGAAUGGACUCAUUGUUGAAGAUCAUCUUUUUGAUACAUUGCCACUAGACAUCAAAGAAAUAAUAAAUCAAGAGUCUGCUGCCUCAUUUGCAAAUGGUGUCUAGGUGUACAAGUAUAUAAGCAUUAACUGUAUUAAAAUCUGAGCUGUCUUAGCCAGGAAAGCCUUUAAUAUUCAGAACAAUAAGUAUACUCACAUGAUCAGUUCAUAUUGGGUAGUAUUCCUGCAACAACACUUUGCUGGAAGAGAAGAAUGAUACAGUUUCUGAUGUGGACAUUUUUUUAUUGCAAACAUCAGAUAAAAUAAAAAUAGAAAAGCAUUUUGCAAGAUGUAAAAGGUUAUAUUGCAUUUGGCAACUGUGUUGACAGUUACUUUUGUCAUAAACCCUGAACGGAUGUGGCUUAUAAAUGUGUGUGCUAUGUCAUAUCUUAUUUUCUGAAUUAAUUUUUGACUACUAUAAUUUGGUCAUUAGUUGUUACUUUUGGGGUAUACAUUUUAUUUUUCACUCAUAUGUUUUCUGUCCCUACAGUCUAAAUGUUUUUUUGUUUUUUUUUACUUUCCUUCACAUACUGUAUAGUAACAAAUGCCAGGCAGUCCACAUUUUGAAAUUAUAUUUGGUGUCAUAAUUUUCUUUAUGGAAAAAUAGGAGUUUUGGUUGACAAUUUGAAAUCAACAUAUUCAUUAAUUUUCUAAACCCAUGUAGUCUGUCACAUGAUCAUGAGGAGGAGUAGCUUGUCCCAGCAGCAAUAUAUACAAGACAGAUGCCAACCUACCAGGGUUUUGCAGUACAUACUUAUUUAUGCCUGAACCAAGUCACAGAUUAACUUGGAGAAAACUCAUGCUAACAAUGUGCAAAUGGCACAUAGACUGUGUCUGGGCCAUGAAUCAAAUCUAUGUCUCUGAAGCUAUGAGGCAGCAGCUCUCACUUCUGUGUAGUCUCAUGAAACAGAUGUGAAAAAUAUUGGAAUAUUUCUUAAUGCAAUUUUAAGACAUUUACAAUAAUUCACAACCAAAAUAUUUAUUUUUAUUAAAAUCCUAAUUAAAAAGUGGCCUACAUGUGCUGAAUAAAUCUAUUAAUUAAGAAGACUUAUUUUAAAUGGAAAUGUACAUGUCUUGUUUGCACACAGAAAUGUAUGGCAUAUUGUUGUGUUUAUUGUUUAACUUUUACUGUAUAUUUUUGACAGACAGUAGUCUGCAUUGGUGGAAAAACUGUUCAUCUUUUUUUUUGUAAUUAUUUUUGAAAAGGUACGAACAAUGUUAAGCUUUGAAUCAAUGCUAUCAAAGCAUGUUCCCAAAGGGAGAUAAUUAUUUAUGAGAAUUUAAGAAAUGAUUAUACUUCACAAUACAGUUUUUUAAGUUACAAUGUUUGUAUUUAGGAACUAAACAAUGUUGGCAGUUUCAAUCAUUUUAAAAGUAUUUUAUAUUAGUUGCAUAACCAGAGAAGAACAUAAUAAGGAUUUACAUCAGUAGUUUUAACUCAAUAAAUGCAUACAUAUUAGAAUGGUAUAUUCAGUAUCAAAAGCCUUUUCAUAUAGAACAAAAUCUAAAUAUUUUAAAUCAUUUCAGGAAGAUCUUCAUCCCUUUACAGAAGAUGGGUUGAGCUAUGCUGAGCAGAUUAAUUUGUAAAUUUGCUUUGAUCAGGUGAUCAUGUUUAAUAGGAUUUAAAGAACUGUCAAGUCGGUGAAAUUCCUUUUAUUCAAAGAUAUUUCACAGACUAUUUCAUAGAAACAAUGCACAUUAACACUGAAUUCAGUAAACAUAUUUGUAAGUAUUAGAGGCAGUAAAAUUGUUCUUUUUUAACAAAUUUGAAAUCAUACAAUUUACAUUUUGUUUCAUUAUACUUUUUAACUUUCAUCUGGAGAAAUAAAAUUAAGCAUACCGAGAAUGUGUUACUAUUAAGAACACUAAUGUAGCUUACACUUGUUAAGGGAGUUAAUUACAAAAAAGUAAAUUGUGUUUAAUUGCAUGUUUUCGGUUGCUAUGAUUUUGAAGAUUGCUUAAAUGCACUCAACUGAAUUUUAUUGCACAACUAUACACAAAUAGUGUGUAUCUGCAGAAACAGGAACAAUUAAAACGUAAGAGUCUCGGCUUUUAAUUUUCUGCAAUAAUGCAGAAAUAAACAACAGGUUGUAUAUUAUUAAGGGUUAAAGAUUGUUCAGUGUUUUGCUGAUACCAGACAUUCAGUAAAAUGAUUAAUGUGCUUCUGAUACAGCAACAGCAAAUGAAAGAAUUGAAAAGAAAAAAAAUUAGAUACUGAAGUGCUUUAUACCAAACUGCCCAUCUGAUGGGAAUUUACAAAACUGUUUUAAACUAUUAUAAUUUUUUUAGAAAAAUUAUAUAAUUAAAAAUAUAGCUUUGUACAAGUUAAAUAUAUUUCUUAAUUGAUUAUUUAAAAUUUAUGUUAAGAUCAUAUGAUACAUAAAAUUAUGUUCAGAAUCAUUGUUAUAUGAAUCUUCUAAAUAUGAUUGGUUGGAUUUAGGUCAGACAGUCAGUCCAACGUGGAAACCCAUGUUACAUGAGAAGCCUGCUGAAAAGUGGAAAAUCAUAGCAGAUGUAUAUGAUCUUCAAGGAUUCAAAAAUGGAAUAA
This is a messenger RNA of Erpetoichthys calabaricus (reedfish), 6361 nucleotides long. Its product is annotated as volume-regulated anion channel subunit LRRC8D-like. Lineage: Eukaryota; Metazoa; Chordata; Cladistia; Polypteriformes; Polypteridae. The transcript is spliced from 2 exons. Gene Ontology annotation, molecular function: protein binding. The coding region runs from base 1313 to 3880 and encodes 855 amino acids. The record is from RefSeq and is a predicted model, not a curated record.